Rhopalosiphum padi (bird cherry-oat aphid) is the source of this 977-nucleotide messenger RNA. RefSeq lists its product as uncharacterized. The transcript is spliced from 3 exons. Lineage: Eukaryota; Metazoa; Arthropoda; Insecta; Hemiptera; Aphididae. The coding region runs from base 204 to 899 and encodes 231 amino acids. The record is from RefSeq and is a predicted model, not a curated record.
UAAUAUUAUACAUAAAACGGCCAUCUGGAAAGCGUUAUUAUUUUUUUUUCCACCGAAAUCGCCGCACUAUGUCCGACAUACUGUGAUAUAGUGUGUCCUCGUAUUGUACACGAACGAAUAUAGCAAUGAUUUAACGACGACGCGGCGAACUAUUAUCAACAGUUACAGCGACAAAGUCGUCGAUUACCUGCCCCCUUAUCAUCAUGGAACACUUGUGUCCGCAAAUCGAACAGUUCGUGUCGUGCUUCACGUGCGGCUCACAGACGUUGCCGCCGUACCGGUUCUGCGCGCAGGCGCACAUUGGCUGCCCGCCGUGUACCAAGUACAUGUCGCUGUGCGCUUGCGGUUUACAUUUCCUCAAAAGUUCGAACAUAUCGUUUGACUGGUUGGUGUCCGCCAUGAAGUUACAGUGCAAGUACCGGGCUAACGAAGUCAACAACGUCUCGGAACAAGUUGACUGCUCGAACAGGUGGUACACGGUCCAGGAACUUCGCGACCACUACUUGACGGGUUGCACGAGGAACUCGUUCACGUGCCCGCUACAAGACUGCGGUCACGUGGCUCGCAUCGACACUAUAACCGAUCACUACGAAACUGCGCACGGUCCGCUCGAGUCGCUCAGCUUCGACGAUUACGAGCAGACACCGAAAUGCAUCGUAUUCAAGUUGUCAGCUAAGAAGCGGUCGCAAAUCUUAAAAAAGAUUUUCAACGGAUACUUUAUGUUCAGCGUUAAGCCGCAACGUCGCAAGCUCUGUCAGGACUUCAAUUCACACCUGUUCAUACAAAACAUCAAUCCUUCAGACUCGCUCCAAUACACAUACACCAAAUCGUUAGAGUCAAAUGAGAAAACAUUUAUGGUUUCUGUAACAUUGGUAGAGGUAUACCCGUCUGACGUGUAAAUGGAUGUAGCAUUGUAGCUAAUUUUUAUAAGUACAGCAUAAUAUAUUUUAAAAUUUUAAAUAUAAUAUAAUAUUAAU